CGAGCUCAGAGCGCUGAAGUCGGGGCCGCAAUCUCCUCCUCUCCGGCCACGCGGAUUAUUCUCGCCGAGGACUUUGCCAUUUUUUUUCCUGCCUUCUUUUGGGGACGAUUUCGCUGCCUUCCGAAGGUCUUGAACGAGCGCUCGGGCUCCGUGGGAAGGUUUUGGGCUUUCCGGCCUCGGAUUUUGCAUUUUCUCCCUUGGGACUGUCGUGGGGCUGUUUUCCACUGUGGAUUAUAACUGCAACAUGACGCUGGAAGAGCUCGUGGCAUGCGACAACGCGGCGCAGAAGAUGCAGACCGUGAGCGCCGCGGUGGAGGAGCUGCUGGUGGCCGCGCAGCGCCAGGACCGCCUCACCGUGGGGGUGUACGAGUCAGCCAAGUUGAUGAAUGUGGACCCUGACAGCGUGGUCCUGUGCCUUCUGGCCAUCGAUGAGGAGGAGGAGGAUGACAUCGCCCUGCAGAUACACUUCACGCUCAUCCAGUCCUUUUGCUGCGACAAUGACAUCAAUAUCGUCCGGGUGUCGGGCAUGCAGCGCCUGGCGCAGCUGCUGGGCGAGCCCGCGGAGACCCAGGGCACCACCGAGGCCCGAGACCUGCACUGCCUCCUGGUCACGAAUCCUCACACAGAUGCCUGGAAAAGUCACGGCCUGGUCGAGGUAGCCAGUUACUGCGAAGAGAGCCGAGGAAACAACCAGUGGGUCCCCUACAUCUCCCUCCAGGAGCGUUGAGACCCUUCCCGGCAUCAGAAGCUGUUGAGUUGCUGCCAAAAAAAAAAAAUAAAAUAAAUAUUUGACCCCUCCCCCCCAGAACAACCCCCCAGAACAACCCAUCCUGUGAGACCGCGGGGGCAGAAUCAAUGGAGAAGAGGGGAGUGCGUGGCCACCCCCAGGGCGGUGAGCCUGGAGCAGCGCCAGCUGUGGCCACCGUGACAGGAGAAGAGGGGGACCGGGCCAGCAGGAGAGGGGAACCGGAGCCCAGGCUUUGUGACGGAGCAGCUGGAGCGGGGGAGCUGUGGCCCCGCCCGCGCUGGAGGGCUCGGACCGCACGCUGCUCCGGGGCGGACUGAGACCGGCGCUGACGUCUGCGUGGGACUCGGGCGACCGAGGGUCUGCACCCUUGCCAGGACUGGACUUGGGGACUUGGGAGCUGGCGCUGACGUUGCUCUGUACCCAUGAAGUCCCCGUUUGCAAACGUAAUAGACAAUCUAUUUUGUUACUUGCACUCGUUACUUGCACCACUGAGAGAGAAGGGAAGCUUACAGAUACAUAUAUUUUUACUCCUACGAUGACCUUGUAAUAAAUUUCUAAAGCUUC
Messenger RNA from Acinonyx jubatus (cheetah), 1312 nucleotides. It is a transcript of the gene GADD45B, whose product is annotated as growth arrest and DNA damage inducible beta. Gene Ontology annotation, biological process: regulation of cell cycle. The record is from RefSeq and is a predicted model, not a curated record. Gene Ontology annotation, cellular component: nucleus; cytoplasm. The transcript is spliced from 4 exons. The coding region runs from base 245 to 727 and encodes 160 amino acids. NCBI's taxonomy places the organism in Eukaryota, Metazoa, Chordata, Mammalia, Carnivora, Felidae.